Messenger RNA from Columba livia (rock pigeon), 5260 nucleotides. It is a transcript of the gene PLEKHG3, whose product is annotated as pleckstrin homology and RhoGEF domain containing G3. Gene Ontology annotation, molecular function: guanyl-nucleotide exchange factor activity; small GTPase binding. Gene Ontology annotation, biological process: regulation of establishment of cell polarity. The coding region runs from base 987 to 4463 and encodes 1158 amino acids. The record is from RefSeq and is a predicted model, not a curated record. The transcript is spliced from 17 exons. NCBI's taxonomy places the organism in Eukaryota, Metazoa, Chordata, Aves, Columbiformes, Columbidae.
GAGGAGAGGGGCAGGGACUGGGGCACGGCGCAGGCUCUGGGUCAGGGGGGCGGAGCACCCACUGUCCCCCCCCGGGCAGCACCCGAGACCCCGGGGCUCCCCGGGUGCUGCCACCCGCGCCACCGGCACCCGCCUGCUCCCGCACCCCCGCUGCUGCCACAGCACGUGUUGGCGUCCCGGCGAGGGCGGCGGGGACCCCCCAGCCCCAGCCGUGCCACCCGCCCCGCCAUGUGGCAGCGGGGGCCGGGCCGGGUGUCCCCAAACAAUCCUGCCUUUGAGCGGGGCCAGCGGGUGCCCGGUGACGGCGGCACAAGGCGCCCGGUCACCCGCCGCAGAAUGGCGCUAUUCUGGUGGCGGCAGGUGCCACGGGCUGUCACACGUGGGGCAGGGGUCCAGCUGCCCCCCUGCUUCAUUUGGGGGGCUCGGAGCACCCGGGCUGCUGUGGGACCCGAGAAGAGCGAGUGCCAGCCCGGCCAGGCUGGGGACAGAGCCGGGCGAGGGAGGGGCAGAUGCGGUGAUGGAGGGGACACCGGAGGGGACACCAGUGCGUCCCCCCACGCGUGGGCACCCUCGCUGCCCUGGUCUUCACGGGAGUGUCGCUAGCGGCACCCCAUGGCGGUGGUACCGGCGGAUGUGCCCGCUUGGUAGGGACGCGCGGGGCAGGGACCCCACGGGGUGCCCGUGUCCCCUUGGGGUGGGACCCCACGGGGUUCCCCGGUGGGUGCGGGCUCCCCCUACAUCGUGUCUCCGUGAGCUCCAGGACCGUACCGGGACCGUGCCGGCAACGUACCGGGACCGUACUGGGACCGUGUCCGGUCCGUGCCCGGGACCGUAUCGGUACGGUGUCGGGACCGUACUGGGACCGUGCCGGCAAUGUACCGGGACUAUACCGGGACAGUACGGGGACCGUACCCGGUCCGUGCCCGGGACCAUACCGGGACGGUGCCGGGACCGUGCUUGGACCGUACCGGGACUGUGCCGGGUUCAUGCCGGAACCGCGCCCGGGACGGCGCCCAGGUUUGCUGCGGGACGGCCCCGGGACCGUGUCCGGGACGUUCCAUGACCGUGUCCGGGACGCUCCGGGAGCGGGGGGGGGCCGGGGCGAUGCCGGAGCAGCCCGGCGGCCCGGGCGGGGCGGCCGCUGUCCCCGCCCCCGGGGCUCUCCCGCCGCUUCCUGCGGGCACGGUCGGGCCGGGGCGGCGGCGGCGCGCGACCCGCCCUGUGCCCCGCUGGUGCCGGGGGAUGCCGGCAUGCUGGUGCCCGCCGUGCCGCAGCGCCCUGCCCUGAGCCCAGUGCCGCAGCCCAGCCGCGCCAUGGAGGAGCUGGCCGGCGGGGGGGCCGAGUCCUGGGCCGAGGGGCUGCACAACACCAACAACAACGCAUCCCCGGGGGGGUGGCCAGUUAACCGUGGUGGGCACCCCCUGGCACCUUUCGGUGGCCCCGGGGCUGAGCCCAGUUACCUGGGGCGGGUGGUGCUGGAGAUUGUGGAGUCGGAGCGCACCUACGCCCGCGACCUGCGCAGCAUCGUGGAGGGUUACCUGGGCAAGAUUAUCGACACGGAGGAGCCGGUGCUGCGGCCAGAGCAGGUCAGCGCGCUUUUCGGCAACAUCGAGGACAUCUACGAGCUCAGCAGCAAUCUGCUGCAGAACCUGGAGAGCUGUGCCAGCGACCCCGUGGCCGUGGCUGUCUGCUUCGUCACACGGAGCCAGGAAUUUGCCAUCUACACACAGUACUGCAACAACUACCCCAGCUCGGUGGCAGCGCUGGCCGAGUGCAUGAGGAGCAAAGCCCAGGCGCGGUUCCUGCGUGAGUGCCAGGAGCGGCUGCGGCACGCGCUGCCCCUCGGCGCCUACCUGCUCAAGCCCGUCCAGAGGAUCCUCAAGUACCACCUGCUGCUCCAGGAGAUCGCCAAACAUUUUGAGCGCAAGUCAGGGGAUGACUACGAGGUGGUGCUGGAGGCCAUCGACACCAUGACCUGCGUCGCCUGGUACAUCAAUGACAUGAAGCGCAAGCACGAGCACGCCAUCCGGCAGCAGGAGAUCCAGUCGCUGCUGCUGGGCUGGAAGGGGCCGGACCUGACCAGUUAUGGGGAGCUGGUGCUGGAGGGCACCUUCCGCAUGCAGCGGGUGCGCCACGAGCGCACCGUCUUCCUCUUCGACAAGACCCUCCUCAUCACCAAGCGCCGCGGCGACCACUACGUCUACAAGAGCCACAUCCCGUGCUCUUCGCUGAUGCUGAUCGAGAGCACGCGGGACUCACUUUGCUUCAGCCUGGCUCACUACAAGCACGGCAAACAGCAGCACAGCCUGCAGGCCAAGAGCGUGGAGGAGAAGCGCUUGUGGACCCACCACAUCAAGCGGCUCAUCCUGGAGAACCACCACGCCAUCAUCCCCCAAAAGGCCAAGGAAGCCAUCCUGGAGAUGGACUUGUUCUACCCCCCGCGCCUGCCCCGCUGCAGCCCCGAGCACCUGAAGAAGAGCUGGUCCUCCCAGCCCUUGGGUGACAGCGCCGAGCCGCGCCAGGGCCGCCGCCAGUCUGAGCCCUUCCAGCAACGGGACCGUGCCGAGACGCUGCCGGACCGGCUGCACGGGCACACGGGGCGCAGGCAGUCGGAGCCCGCCAAGCAGAUCCUGCGGCAGCUGGGCGAGCAAGGGCUCAAGCACGCCGGCAGCGACGGGGCUCUCCUGGAAGUGGGGGAGCCCCCCCAGCACCCCAGAGCCUGGGCAGCAGCUGAGGGGAUGGUGGAGGAGGAAGAGGAGGAAGAGGAGGAGGAAGAAGAAGAGGAGGCUUUGGGCAAGGGCUGCCAGGAGGAGCAGCCCAGGGGCGUGCCAGUGGAACCCCAGGAGGAGCAGAAUGGGGGACACCUCCCGGCACCAGAGGGACCCAAGCGGCCGAGCAGUUGGGGGCCAGGGGGGACCUGCGAGAAGGUCAGUGCGGCCUCACUGUCCCCCCAAGCGGGUCCCGAGGGACCCAGCACCCCCCUGCAGGCUGGCAGCACCGGGGAGCACCCCGAGGGGCCGGGGGCACCCAAAACCCCGUCCCCAGCGGGGACCGUCAGGGAGAGGGAGCCAGAGCGCGCGGUGGCGGAGGAUUCGCAGGGGCUGAGCAGCGAGGAGGAGGAGGAGGAGGAGGAAGAUGACGGAGCUGCCGGCAGCAUCCUGCCGCCCUCGGUGCUGGACCAGGCCAGCGUCAUCGCCGAGCGCUUUGGGGGCAGCUUGUCCCGCCGCAGCAGCCUGGCGCUGGAGGGGCCGGGGGGGCGGCUGGCCAGCCGCAGCGGCAGCGCCCUCAGCCUGGAUGGCGUCCCCCACGUCGACACCGCGGAGCCCGGGGGAUCCCGCAGCUCCGUCCCCUCGCCCGAGCCGCUGGCCGGAGCCCGCCGGGAAUCGCUGCUCUCCAGCCGCGACCGGCUGCUCCUCGACAAGAUCAAGAACUACUACGGUCACGCCGAGCGCGGGGACGGCGGCUUCAGCGUCUGCCGCCGCGAGAGCCUCAGCUUCAUCCCCAAGGGGCUGGUGCGAAGUUCCGUGUCCCGCCUCAACGGCCUCCCCUGCCCCCCCGUGAGCCCUGAGCCGCGCAUCCAGCCGGCAGAGCCCACGGCGUCACCCGUGGUGUCACCAGAGGAGCCGUGCCGGGAAAACGGGGUGCAGCCCCCCGAGCCGCUGCUCAUCCUGGAGGAGGAUGACGUGGGGACCACGGACGUUGGGACCACGGACGAGGGGCCCCCCCCGCAGCUGCUGCUGACCCCCCCGCACCCCAGCACCAAGGUGUACCAGCUGGCGCGGCAAUACAGCCUCCGCAUCAAGAGCCACCGCGCCCGCACCCGCUGUGCCCUGCUGCAGCCGGACGAGGCGGGGGACCCGUGUCCCCGCACCCCUGCGCUGGCCCCACCACGAGAUGGGGGGCUGGCGGUGCCUCCCUCCCCAGCUGCUCCCCACAGCCCCUCCAGCCCUGAGCCCUUUGCCUGGCCCGACGUUCGGGAGCUUCGUGCCCGUUUCGGUGCCCCCCGGCCCCCUCCGGUGAGCCGCAGCCGCUCGGCACCCGAGGGGCCAUGCCGGGGGGGGCGUCCGGCCGAAAAGGAACGUGGCGGCGGCCGGAGCCGCAGCGCCGAAGCUGGAGGGGGACCCAGCACCCCCAGUCCGGCACCGGCGCGACAUGGCAGCGAUGGGGCGCUGUGGGUGGCGGCCGAGGCGCCCCUGGGUCCCGGGCAGCGGGUGCUGGUGCUGGAGCGGUUACCACCCCGCCCUGAGCCCCCCACUUACGUCCAGAUCCGCUCGCCCACCACCCGGGAGAAGAUUUGCUUGAAGGCGGUGGUGGAGCGCUGCAAAGCCUACCAGGCGUCCGAGGAAUACCGGCGGCGCUGCCCCCAGCCCCCCGACACCCCCGAGCCCCCCGAGCAGCCCCCUCGCCACGGCCUCGUCAGGGACCUGCGGCAGAAAUUCCAGACCCUGGACGCUGCCAGCUAGGGUGGGUGAGGAGGAGAAGGAGGAGCGUCCUGUGGACCCCCCGGGGAGGAAGCACCCCCGGACCCCCAGUCUACCCAGGAGAAGGGGCAGCACAUGAAGCUCCAGCUUACCUAGAAAAAGGGGCAAUGCAUGGACCCCAAAACUUGCCAGGAGAAAGGGCACCCCCAGGAGAAGGGGCAUCCUGGGGAUUUGCAGCCUACCUGGAAAAAGGGGCACCCCAUGGACCCCAAAACUUGCCAGGAGAAGAGGCACCCCAUGGACCCCCAGCUCACCCAGGAGGAACGCUCUGUGGAUCUCCAAACUACCUGGAAGGUGGGGCACCCCGUGGACGCCCCAACUUGCCCAGGAGAAGGGGCACCCCCAGGUGAAGGAGCACCCUGGGGACUUUCAACUUACCCAGAAAAAGGGGGCACCCCAUGGUCCCCCAGGCUGCUCGGGAGAAGGGGCACCCUGUGAACCCCCAACCUACACAGGAGGGCAAGCUGGGGACCCCCAACUUGCCCAGGAGCACCCCCUGGACCCCCAGCUCACCCAGAAGGAGCACCCUGUGGACUUCCAACCUAUUUGGAAAAAGGGGGAACCCCCUGGACCCCCAAGCUGCUUGGGAGAAGGAGCACCCUGGGGAUCCCAAAUCUGCCCAGGAAAAGGGGCACCCUGGGGCCCCCAACUUACCUGGAAGCGGGGCCCCCCCACGGCCCCCCAGCCCAAUGGGGCACCCCUCGCCCCCCCGGUGCCCAGCACUGCGCCCACCUUGCUUUCACAUCUUUAUUAGAAAAAAACCCCAAAUCGAACCAAAA